AACGCAAUGUCCACCGCUCUAGUUGUGUAGGCCUGUAGCCUUCUUCUCCUCCGACAUUCAAUUCAUGUCCAUAUUACCGAAACAAAAAACUCAUUCCAUAUUCCCCAAUCGCCUUCUUUUUUCUCUUCUCAAUUUUGAUUUUGAUUAAUGGACGGUGAGAAAUCAAAAUUCAGUUUCGGCCCUCCGAUCAACCCUUCCUGCUCCUCCCUUCUCCUCCUCUUCAUCUUCCUCGCUAUUCUCACCUUCCAAAUCGCCACCAGAACCCCUUUCCCGACCAUCUGGCUUCCCUCCGAUUUCCAACAGCCGACUUGCUCCGCUUUCUUCCGGCGAGAUGCGGCGGCGGAUACGGCGGCGGUGGUGAUGUCGAUAACCGAUUUCGGAGGAGUAGGGGACGGGAAAACUUCGAACACGGAAGCGUUUCGGAAGGCGAUUGAGUACAUGCGGCGGUUCGGCGAGAAAGGCGGGUCUAAACUGACGGUUCCUAAGGGCAGUUGGGUCACGGGCAGCUUUAAUCUCACCAGUAAUUUUACGCUCUUUCUCCAACGUGGCGCUCUUAUUUUGGCAUCCCAGGAUCCAGAAGAGUGGCCCAUUAUAGAGCCACUACCUUCAUAUGGAAGAGGAAGAGAGAGGUUGGGAGGAAGACACAUCAGCCUUAUUCAUGGCAAUGCUCUUUCCAAUGUUGUCAUUACAGGAGAGAAUGGAACCAUUGAUGGGCAAGGCAAGAUGUGGUGGGAGCUUUGGUGGAAUAGAACAUUAAAUCACACAAGAGGUCAUCUUGUAGAGCUCAUCGACUCUCACAAUAUUCUCAUCUCCAAUCUCACCUUAAAAAAUUCUCCCUUUUGGACAAUUCAUCCGGUCUAUUGCAGCAAUGUUGUUAUCAAAGACAUGACGAUCUUGGCUCCGCUCAAUGCCCCGAACACAGACGGUAUUGAUCCAGAUUCUAGUAUCAAUGUUUGUAUCGAAGACUGUUAUAUCGAAAGCGGAGAUGAUCUAGUAGCGGUGAAGAGUGGAUGGGAUCAAUAUGGAAUGAACCUUGCACGUCCGAGCUCGAACAUCAUCAUAAGGCGAGUUUCUGGCACCACUCCAACCUGUUCUGGUGUCGGAAUAGGAAGCGAGAUGUCAGGUGGAAUAUCGAACAUUACGAUCGAGGAUUUAAACAUUUGGGAUUCGGCAGCUGGCAUUCGGAUAAAAUCUGAUCAAGGUAGAGGAGGAUACAUUGCAAAUGUUAGUAUAACUAACUUUGUAAUGAACAGAGUGAAAAUGGCUAUAAGAUUUAGCAAGGGUUCAAAUGAUCAUCCCGAUGAACAAUGGGAUCCAAAGGCAGUUCCUAAAGUGAAGGGUAUUUUCAUUACCAAUCUCAUAAGCUUAAAUUCGACAAAGGCUCCAGUUCUUGAUGGGAUCAAGGGAACAUCAUAUGACGGUGUAUGUAUGAAAAAUGUCACCAUUCUCGGUCUCGCACCCUCCGCAAAAUGGCAUUGUGCUUUCAUCUCGGGUUUUAGCACUUCAGUCUUUCCUAUGCCAUGUCUCCAGUUGCAAAACACCACAUUUUCGUCGUUGUGCUCGUAAUUUUAAAUGUCUGUGGGCACAUUUUUCACUAACUAUUCAGUAUGACAUUAUACAAAGACGUACUCAAAGUAGUUCUGUUUUCAAAAUUCGAGUUAUGAUGCGGCGAUUCCUCAAUCAAGCAUUGCUUAGACAGACAUGAGCUUUACUGAUGGUUGACCUGUGUAAAUUUUUAAUAGUGAAAAAGGGUCUUAUUAACAAAUCACCUACAAGAUUUUUUGUUGUCUUCUUGGUUUCUUGUAUUCCAAUGAAACUAAUUAUCGAAACACCAUAACAUCUUACUAAUUGACCCUACAAUAGGAUUUGUUGUACAAAGUGAGGGAUAUUUGUAUUAUUUUAACAUUUGAUACUUUUUUUUAUUUUUUUAUUUUUUUGGAAAUAAAAAAAGUUAG
Benincasa hispida (wax gourd) is the source of this 1955-nucleotide messenger RNA. RefSeq names its product putative polygalacturonase. Lineage: Eukaryota; Viridiplantae; Streptophyta; Magnoliopsida; Cucurbitales; Cucurbitaceae. Gene Ontology annotation, biological process: carbohydrate metabolic process. The record is from RefSeq and is a predicted model, not a curated record. Gene Ontology annotation, molecular function: polygalacturonase activity.